UGGAAUCCGAACACGAGUCGGACAAAUGUGAGAUUUCGGAUUAUACACGUGAUGUUCUACUCAGUGUAUGCAGCAGUCUAUAGAAUUCUGAAGGGCGUAUCGUACAGAGCACCCUUUUUUUUGAGUUCCUUGUUUUGGUCACUCAAAAUUCAUACCUAUGGCGGGAAAUGGAAUAUUUUUUUACAUGGUGACUCUGAGACUAGUGCGCUUAUUCGGAAUAGUUGUUCGAAUUCAUGAUAAAUUGAAAAUAAACAAUAUAAAAACAUAAAAACAUGAACGAAGUAGAGGAUACAACUUCCAGCCAGAUUACUGACCCGUAUGAAGUGAGAAACAGCGAAUUAGGUUCCAACAUUGGUUCACAGUACGAUUCCGAUUCGGAACUGCUUGCAAAUGAUAAGCUCCGUCUGGAUGAUUCCGAUGAGGAUGAUGAGAAACCAAACGAUGGCAACGUGUCUUCAACGCUUAAAUAUGGCCAUUCAGAGAAGGCCGAGGAAAAACGCGAUGCAAUAGUGAACAGCGAAUCUGAAGACGACAAUAGUGAACAUUCAACGAAAUUGAAGAGGAAAAAAAUUACUCAACUUAUUGACAGCGAAUCGGAGGAGGAACAACCCGAUGGGAACGAUAAAUCUGCGAAUCCAACCCAGAAGAAAGUUUCUCCAAUCAUGGAUGGCGAUUCUGAGGUAGAUGAUUCUGCUGAAGAGCGUCUUCAAAAGCAGAACCAGGAAAUUAAUGCCUUAGGGGACCAAAUUGAACAAUCGAUGAAUCGGCUGAAGACGUUAGUUGAUUCUGAUUCAGUCACCCCAGAUGGAGAACCUGACAGUGAUGUAAAGACGCGAAAGAAGAAAAAACUGAAGACUAAGAAAGAGCGCACGAAUGCUAAGAAAAAUACGAAUUCCAAUGACUUGUUGGCAAGUUUGAACCUUGACCUCAGUGACGAGGAGACACGUACUAAUGGGAGUAAUGAUGAUGACACGGGCGAUGAAAAUAAUGCCAGUGGAAAUGAGACCAAGAAAAAAAGAAAAACUAGCAAGGAAGCAUCUGAAGAGAAGCCUCAAAGGAUGUCAGCGAAAACAGCAAUGGAACAAAUGAAAAUCAUCCAAAGCGAAUCACAGCGAAUGGCUCGGGAAGCAAGCGUGGCCGUUCCGUAUCACCGCCCCAAGCAGCACACGCUGCAGGAAUUUCUUAACCGCCGCACCGUGUUCAAAUAUAGUCUAUCCCCUGCGGGAGGGAUGGCUGAAGGUCGUAAAAAAGUGGCUGCUGCAAUAAAAAUGAAUCCCGAAGAGUUGGCAGAAUACGCGCGAAAACUCGAGGAACGCGAGAAAGAAGCGAAGGAAUUUUUCAAGAGCGAAAGUGAUGAAGAUGAAAAGGGUGAAAUUGUAGUAGACCCAGAAGGUGCAACAGAGACGAGUGUAAAUCCUCAUAGUGAAAUCACACCGGAAGUUGUACCGGAGAGUCCUAUGGAAAUUGAUACUAAUCUAAACAAGUGCGAGAAAGAAAGUGAGGAACCGAAGCUUUGCGAAAAGAACACCGAAUUCGCUCUAUCCCUAAGGGUAUCCGACACCGAAGAAGAUCCUCUCGAUGCUAUGGUCAAUAAAACUCAUGAUAAUAUCGAACAAAUUCUGGCAUCGCAGCCUGACGAUACUGACAAACAAUCUUCUUCACUGAGUUGUCCCAUAGACUAUGACAUUUUCUCCAAACCGUCUAAAUUAGCACAGAAAAAAGCGGAGCUACUUCUGGAUGAGACCAUUCCUAUUGUUCCCAAGCUGAAAGGUAGUCCAGAUUCGUUCAUCGACUUGGAUUGCAAACAACCGAAACAAUCCGGAGCGGAAAUUCUUUUGAAAAGAUUUGCAAAGUGUGCAGGUAAGAAGAUCAACAAAAGCACAAAUUUAACUAUUUUGAGCACAGACAACGGGGUGCUGCAGAUGAACACUGUCCCCUUUGCACUGGAUCCAGACGACCGAGACCCCAACGGGAAAGAACCCAUUCCUGGAGCAGCUUUCAUGAAAUUGAAACAGACUUUACGACAGAAGAUGGAACAGACUAGGCGUGAAUCUCUGCGGCAGCGUCAAGAGGAGAUUAAGAAAUUGGAUGAGAACGAGGACGAAGUAGAGCAGGAGGAGAUAUUGGACAGUGACGAUGAGAUCGAGGAUGAAAUGGAAGAAGAGGAUCAACCGGAAAAGAAUGAUGACGGAAAGGAACUUCUCCAAGACGAGGCCGAGGAAAUCGAUGACGGGGAAGAUGAAGCGGAGCAAAACAUUGAAACGGAAAUGAACUCUAGUGAUAGUAGUAGCGAUGAGGACGUUGCAAAUGAACCACCUGUCGAUGGGGUGAAGAAAAAAAGUAGAAUCCUAGCGGCGUUUGACGAUUCUGACGAAGAAAUAAACAAAAAUGAUGAAGCGGCAGAUACCGUAGAACUUCUUUCAGGAUUAGGCACCCAAAAAUUGACCCAGACGGAUCGGAACAAUCAAGAAUCGGAAGGUGGCAUCAGUUUACUCUGGAAAGAUUCUACAGAACUAACGACGGCAACUCAAGCCGACGAUGAUCUUCUGGCGCUAUGCAGUGGUCGUUUUGGAAGUACUCAAGCUGCACCGGAGAUUGAGCAGGAUACGGUGGCCGAUAGCCAACAAUCAGAUGUAGCACUUCUUACGAACAAAAAUAAAACUCCCAACCACAAUACUCUCUUCGCACAAAACAAUGACCAUCCAACAGAUGAAAAUGAAUUGCUAGCUUUGUGCUCUGGAAAAUUUAUUACACAACGAGAGACCGAAACGGAACAGAAUUGUGAAAUUCAACCGGAUUUACUGACAAAGAGGAAAAUGAUUAUAGCAUCUUCAGACGAGGAAGAAUUGGAGAAUCGGGAGAGAACGAGAUCGAAGAAGAAAAAAUGGAAGCGAAAGAACGUCAAUAUAUCAGAUGACGAGGAAAAUCCAUCCGAGACAGAGGAAGGUGAAAACAGCGAUGUAACAGAUGAUGAAGAGCCGGAGGAGCCAGAAGCAGAACAUUUCGUCGAUUAUGAUUCGGAAGAAAACGAAAUCGAUGUGGUGAUGACUAAAACGGAUAAGCAGAAGGUGGCUACCACUUUCCUCGAGAAUGAAGCCGAACUGUCCGAGUCGGAAUGGGGCAGUGCAGACGAGGACGAAAAAGAUCUCGACCGGUACGACAUUGAACUUGGAGACGAAGAAAAGUUUGACCAGGGGCAGCUUCAGCAGGAACUGGAACGUAUCCACAUGCGUCGUUUGUUGGAACAGGAUAAAAAGGAGGUGAAAACGUUGCAAGAUAUGUUCUUCGAGGACGAGGAAAAGGAUGGAGUUGGUCGGGAGAGACAGUUUCGCUGGCGGAAUGUUGAAACUACCUUCGCGCUCGAUUAUGACAAGGAGCCGGGUGAAGAAAAUGGGAAGGGGGAGGAUGGGAGUGAUGGAGAAAACGAAAUGAAAUGGCGUAAGAUGCGCCACGAACGAGAGCAAGUGUUAAAGGAGAAAAAAGUAGACCUCGAUGCAGUUAAUUUGUCCACGACGCUGCUAGACAAAACUAUGGAAGAAGAUGAGAAUAAUUCCAGCGUCACUAAUACGUCAUCGCUGAUAGCGCGGAAGAGAAUAACAGUCGUGAGGUCGAAAAAAUGUACGGAAAUUAACACCCCCAAAGAUUCUCCAUUUCUGAUUACUAAAUCAACCGUCUCACAGGGUUACAAAGCAUCAUUCCUAUCACGUGACUCGGAUACACUAAACAAGCUUGCAAGCAUGGUAAAGAUAAACCCGGAUACGGAAGGAACGACCACGGUAGUAGCAGGAAAAGGUAGGAAUUUCGUGUUUGCUACUGUAAGUCCGGCGGUUGAUAAAGUGGGCGGUGGUACCAAGCGAUCACUGGACACCGAUGCGGACGAUCCCAUGCGAAGUGCCAAAAAAGCCAGGAAAGCCACAAAACAUAAUAAAAACAGGAAAAUAUUGCUGCUGGAUCAGCUCAUAUAGUCGCAAUAAAGUUACACAUCGUAUGCAUUAAUUGGUUUAUUACAA
Molecule: messenger RNA, 4010 nt
Organism: Toxorhynchites rutilus septentrionalis
Lineage: Eukaryota; Metazoa; Arthropoda; Insecta; Diptera; Culicidae
Product: claspin
Exons: 6
Coding region: 273-3965 (1230 amino acids)
Biological process (GO): activation of protein kinase activity; mitotic DNA replication checkpoint signaling; mitotic G2 DNA damage checkpoint signaling
Molecular function (GO): anaphase-promoting complex binding
Source: RefSeq, a predicted model, not a curated record